Messenger RNA from Thalassophryne amazonica, 3267 nucleotides. Its product is annotated as sodium- and chloride-dependent GABA transporter 1-like. The record is from RefSeq and is a predicted model, not a curated record. Gene Ontology annotation, biological process: sodium ion transmembrane transport; neurotransmitter transport. The transcript has 15 exons. Gene Ontology annotation, cellular component: cell surface; axon; plasma membrane. Gene Ontology annotation, molecular function: gamma-aminobutyric acid:sodium:chloride symporter activity. The coding region runs from base 524 to 2626 and encodes 700 amino acids. NCBI's taxonomy places the organism in Eukaryota, Metazoa, Chordata, Actinopteri, Batrachoidiformes, Batrachoididae.
UUUGAGAUGACAUUGAGGCUGUGUGGAUGGGAGUUGAGUCUCUGGUUGUUGAUGUUAGUCGCACAAGGCGAAGCGGCUGCUGCCCGCGUUGAUUCAGCCUCCUCCUCCUCUUCGUCCUCUUCUUUUUCUUCUUCCUCCUCCUCAUCUUCCUCCUGUGUCUUCAACACUGGACAGCUCCUGCUUGGACAACCCCCCACCCCCCCAACGCUACAUGGUCCCUUUAAGUCUUAAUGGAAGUAAAAUCUAUUUAUGCUCCAAGAAAAUAUUGGGAGUUUACAACUUCAUCUGCAGGUGGAAUCUGGAGCCCCUCUUUUCGACGUUCGUGGCAGGCGGUUGAGCGGCACGUAGGGCACAUCAUUCAUUGUUAACGGCGAUUGACGGAGCCGUGUGCGCGCAGCCUGCAUCUCCUCUCCCAGACAUUCGGUCCAAAGGUUAGGUCUUAAAAACCGCGAAGCUGCUGUCUGCGUGGACUGGUGCUGAAGCCUCCCGUCCGACUGUCAGGACCUCUGCCAAAUCCAGAGACAUGGCGACCAAUGGCACCAAAACUGAUGGACAAGUCACAGAACUGAACGAAGUGGCCACGAAUAAUGACAAACCCAAAUCCCUGGAUGUGAAAGCCGACAAGCAGAAAAAGGACGUGCCUGCUCGAGAAACAUGGGUGGGAAAAUUCGAUUUUCUCCUCUCGUGUGUGGGUUAUGCAAUUGGACUGGGCAACGUGUGGAGAUUUCCAUAUCUGUGUGGAAAAAACGGUGGAGGAGCCUUCUUGAUUCCUUAUUUUUUGACUCUCAUAUUUGCUGGGAUGCCCUUGUUUCUCCUGGAAUGCGCUCUUGGUCAGUACACCUCAAUUGGAGGGCUUGGUGUGUGGAAAUUGGCUCCAAUGUUUAAAGGUGUUGGUCUUGCAGCAGCCGUCCUGUCCUUCUGGCUGAAUAUUUACUACAUUGUAAUCAUUGCUUGGGCCAUUUACUAUCUGUACAACUCCUUCACGACUGAACUUCCCUGGAGCUCUUGUAACAAUCUGUGGAACACAGAUAAGUGUUACACAAACUACACCAUUGCAGAUACAACCAAUCUCACCAGCGCUGUGGCAGAGUUUUGGGAGCACAACGUGCAUGAAAUGACUGACGGCUUAGAAAAACCAGGCCAGAUUCGAGUGCCACUGGCGAUAACGCUGGCCAUCGCCUGGGUCCUUGUGUACUUCUGUAUCUGGAAAGGGGUUAGCUGGACAGGAAAGGUCGUUUACUUCUCGGCUACAUACCCUUACUUCAUGCUGUUUAUUCUCUUCAUCCGUGGGGUGACUUUACCUGGAGCUAAAGAAGGCAUUCUGUUCUAUAUUACACCUGAGUUUGAAAAACUGAAAGAAUCUGAGGUCUGGCUGGAUGCAGCGACACAGAUCUUUUUUUCUUAUGGAUUGGGAUUGGGGUCACUUAUAGCUCUGGGCAGCUACAACCCUUUCAACAACAAUGUUUACAGAGACUCUGUCAUUGUGUGCUGCAUCAACUCGUGCACCAGCAUGUUUGCUGGCUUUGUGAUCUUCUCCAUUGUUGGCUUCAUGGCACAUGUGACAAAGAAAGACAUCGCCGAUGUUGCAGCUUCAGGUCCAGGUUUAGCUUUUCUGGCCUACCCGGAGGCAGUAACCCAGCUGCCGGUGUCUCCUCUCUGGGCCGUUCUGUUCUUCUCCAUGCUGCUCAUGCUGGGGAUCGACAGCCAGUUCUGCACUGUUGAAGGCUUCAUCACCGCUCUGGUGGAUGAGUUUCCCAAGGUUCUUAGGGGUAGACGAGAGAUCUUCAUCGCAGUUGUCUGUCUGGUGUCCUAUGUGAUCGGACUUUCAAACAUCACACAGGGUGGAAUCUAUGUGUUCAAACUGUUUGACUACUACUCUGCCAGUGGAAUGUGUCUGCUGUUCUUGGUCUUCUUUGAAUGCAUCUCCAUAUCCUGGUGCUACGGUGUGAACAAGUUCUACGACAACAUUGAAGAGAUGAUUGGCUACAAGCCAUGUGUAUGGUGGAAGUUGUGCUGGGUCGUGUUCACCCCACUCGUCGUGGCGGGGGUGUUCUUGUUCAGCGCCGUACAAAUGGUUCCUCUCACAAUGGGAGAUUAUGUGUUCCCAAGCUGGGGCCAGGGAGUGGGCUGGCUUAUGGCUCUGUCCUCCAUGGUUCUCAUACCGGGAUACAUGAUCUAUAUGUAUCUUGGACUCAAGGGUACCUACGAAGAGCGAUUGAGGAUAAUGCUUCGGCCUCCUGCAGUUGUCAAGCGACGUCAAGAAAAUGGACCAGAGCAACAGGUGGAAACCAACACAGCAAAUCUAACCAGCCCUACCAAUCCUGCUAAUCUAGCUCCGGCAAACCCGACCAGCCCAACCAAUCCAGCUCCUGUCAACUCAACCAGUCCAGUGACCACCGCAAACCCAGCAGUGCCAAGCACUGCAGCUACGGUUGCUAGCCCGGUGAACCCUGUAGCUAUCCCCACCAUCACCACCACAGCCACCACAGUUUGUCCGGUUAACCCCAUCGCCAUGUUUAUCCCAGCCAGCCCGCCGCCAAACCUCACUAGCCCAACGGCGCCUGUUAACCCCCCAAACCCAGCAAGCCCAACUUCGAACCUGCCCAACACUGAGGCCAGUGUGUAGACAACAACACAACCCUCAUGGAGCAUGUAGAAAAAAAGAGAACAUUACAAAGGACUUCCAAGAUUUUAAUUGAGUCACCUACCUCCAUGGGAAAUAUGUGAUCAAAACAGAUUUUCAAACCAGAUUUAAUUUCUCUGCAUUUUUAAAAUCAAACCAGUGAUGUCUCAUUUUUGGUUUGCAUUCUGAUAACAACAAGAAAGACUGUUAAUGUCCAGAAAUACAACUAUCAGUCUGAGCAACAACAACAACAACAAAAAAAAUGCUGUGUAAUACUGUGAGGAAAAAAACAGAACAAAAACAACCAUAGAGGUAUAGAUUAGGAAUUUGUGGAUUAUCUUCAUGAAUCAAGUCAUUACAGUGUGAAUAUAGUAGAUGCCAUAGUGAACAAAAUUGACGUAACUGAAGAGUGAACUGAAGAGAUGCAUCAGUUUUAUUGUGGAUGUUUACCAAACCUCACGCAGCGAUCGCCUUUCCAAACAUCGCACUCCGUGAGGCAAACCACAGUGAGGAGCUCGAAGAAAGCACAAUGCCAAUAAGAAGUUCACGUUUUGGAGUUCUGGAGAAAUCCAGUGUUUGUUGCAAAAGAUUUUGUGUGUGAGAGAGACUGUUAUUUUUCUUUUUUGGAUUACUUUUUUUCCAGU